Messenger RNA from Colletotrichum spaethianum, 3147 nucleotides. Its product is annotated as multidrug resistance-associated protein 7. Gene Ontology annotation, biological process: transmembrane transport. The transcript has 7 exons. The record is from RefSeq and is a predicted model, not a curated record. The coding region runs from base 1 to 3147 and encodes 1048 amino acids. Gene Ontology annotation, cellular component: membrane. Gene Ontology annotation, molecular function: ATP hydrolysis activity; ABC-type transporter activity; ATP binding. Lineage: Eukaryota; Fungi; Ascomycota; Sordariomycetes; Glomerellales; Glomerellaceae.
AUGUCUUCCACGCCAGUCCCUGAUGUCCUUCGCCUGGGCGACCUCCCAGAGAACCCGGCGCUCGCUCCGUCAGAAGAGUACGAGGCACGGCUCGUCGAAGACGCCAGUUCCUCGCCAGAGAAUGCCGCAACCCACCUGUACUGGCGCUUCAUCAUGCGCGAGCACCGCCGCCAGGUCUUCGUCAGCACCCUUCUCCGCCUCGUCUGCGACGCCUCCUUCUUCGCGAUCCCCUGGCAGCUCCAGCGGCUGCUGACCCGCCCCACGGCAGCUAAUGUCAUGGUCAUGUUCUGCUCCCGUGUCUCCGGGGCCCUCGCGGGACACUUCAGCGGCUACCACCUGCUGAAGCUCGCCGUGCAGUACCGGAGCGCCCUCUCAUUGGCGCUUCACCGGAAGAUGCUCCGCCUCGGCGACUUCCAACCCGACGGUGACGCCCUCGUUGCCGACCUCUCGACCAUCGCCGAGGUCGACACCCUGGUGCUCUUCCGCUGCGCCCAAAGCUUUCCCGACGCAUGGAGCAUGCCGGUCCAGGUCGUUCUCUGUCUGGGCGGCUUAGCUGUGCUGCUGCCUUACCCGACGUUCGUCGCCAUCCUUGUUCUAAUCGCAAUCAUGUUACCUGUCCUGAGCCUCCUCCUACGGUCCAUGGCCGUCUGGAUCUCGAGCAAUAUGGCCGCUAAGGACGCCCGCGCGAAGCUGCUGGCCGAGGUGCUCGAGUCGAUCCAGAGCGUCAAGAUGCACGCGUGGGAGCCCGUCUUCGUCCGGUCCAUCGCGGAACGGCGCGCUAGGGAGCUCGAGACCCUGCGGAACGCCGCCAUCUCGGCCUCCGGCCUGGUCGCCUACAUGCAGACGGUGCCGGCCGCCCUGACGCUGGCCACCUUCGGCAUCGUCCUCCUGAUGCGCCGGCCGCUGACAAACGAGCUCGUCUUCGCCGCCAUCAUGUUCUUCACAAUGCUCAACGCGACACUGGGCCAGCUUUCCGUCCUGGCGUCGACGCAAACGCAUACAGGCGUACCUCAACUUGCCGGAGACCAAGAUCGCCGCUGCCCGGGGGCUCACGCGACGUCGACUACCCGGAGCUGGUCCCCGGACAUGCUCAUCCUUGCGCACGACUUGGAGGUGGGUUGGCACGACGCGGCGGCGCCGCUCAUAAGAAAGGGCUCCCUGGCCAUCGGUACCGACGAACUCACCGCCAUCACGGGAGGCAUGGGCUGCGGUAAAUCGACCAUCCUGCUCUCCCUCUUCCGGCACGUCGAGCGGGCGAGGCGGCACUCGAGCCACCUGCAGAUCGCCUACGUCGGCCAGAAGCCCGUCCUAGUCCACGGCAGCAUCCGCGACAACAUCCUGUUCGGGAAGCCCUAUGACGCGCAGCGAUACGCCCAGAGCGUCUGGGCCUGCUGUCUCGACGUCGAUUUCGCGCGUCUCCGCGACGGCGAUGGCACCGUCAUCGCCGGCUCGUCGGCCUUGUCCGGCGGCCAGUGUGCGCUCAUUUGCCUCGCUAGGGCGGCGUACUCGCGGGCCGAGGUCUACCUGCUUGACGACCCCCUAGCGGUGCUGGACGUCAAGGUGGCAAGCCAUAUCACGCGCCAUCUACUGGCUCCUGGUGGGCUACUCGACGGAUUGACGAGGGUCGUCUGCACGUCCCACGCCUUGUUGGUACGCAGAGCCGACUCCGUGUACAAGAGUGGAGACAGUACGAUACGGAAAGCUUUGGGUAAUGGUGAUGUCCAGCUCGUCGAUGGCCUCGAGGAGCCGAUUAAGGCUGCGUUGAAGGCCGAUAUGAAGGCGAACAUCUCGGAUACCCUCCCAUCUCCCAACAAGGUAGUGUUGUUCUCUACCCCAGAAGAGCCCGCUGCUCGCCUACUUAUUAUCAGCCAGAAGAUCCGGGUGGCCCAUGACAAUAUCCGUAUCCCUCCUGGCCCAGGCCUCGUCCGUCAUGGGCGCCUACGUCCUCAGGACGAUGGCUGCCCAGGUCAACCAGGCUACCCUCCCCUGGGCCUCCUCCUCUUCGCAGUCUUCUCCGCCAGCCAGGCGGCCGCUCUCUUCUUCCUCUUCGUCCACCUCCUCUACCGGCUCUGCAUUGUCCCGGCCGCCUCCGCGCUGCACGGCAGGCUCAUAUCCGGCGUUCUCCACCGCGACCUGUCCUUCUUCCAGGCUACGCCCCCGGGACGCAUUCUGAACCUCUUCACCAACGACGUCGCCCGCGUCGACGGCUCCCUGAACGGCUCCGUUGCCUCCCUCGCCUGCCAGUUCGUCAACAUGGCGCUUUCGUGCGGCGUCCUCGUCGCCGCUAUGCCCGCUAGCGUCCUCUUCAUCGCGCCGCUGUUGGCCGCGUGCUACGCGCUCCAGCAGACGUACCUCGUCAAGCUACGGGAGCUCCGCCACCUCGACGCCGAGAGCCGGGCGCCGCUCCUCAACCACCUCGAAGAGGCCGAGCGCGGCCGCGUCCUCUUUUCCGCGCACGGCGUCCUCGAGGCCCGCGUCGAGGCGUUCGGCGACCUCGUCGCGCGCAACCUCGAGGUCCUGUCCGUCGUCCUGCAGGUCGCCCCGCUAGGCCUUCUGCUGGCCGGGUCUGCCGAUCAGGGCGUGCUGGGGUUCGUCAUGACCUACAUCUUCCAGGUCACUGGCACCCUGAGCAACAUCGCCAAAAUCAGCGCCCAGUUCGAGGCGGACGCCGUCUCCGUCGCCCGCAUUGCUGAGUACUCCCCCGCCGUCGACGGGGAAGAAGACGGUUUCCCUGCCGGGCGUGACGGGUCGACGCCGUACUCGGACAGCGAUCCGGCUCCGGCUUGGCCACAGUUUGGCAAAGUCGAGUUCCAGGACUCAAUCAGCUUCACCGUAAACCCAGGAGAGAAGGUUGCCGUUGUUGGACGGACCGGCGUCGGCAAGUCCUCGACGGUGAUGUGUCUGCUGCGUUUGAUGCAUCAGACGGCCGGGAAGAUUCUUAUCGACGGCGUCGACAUUGCGCAUGUGACGACAGUGCGACUCCGCCGGAGCUUGGCUCUCAUGCCCCAGGCCCAGAUUGUCUUCUCCGGGUCUAUUCGCCACAAUCUCGAUCCUCUGGGCCUGCAUCGCGACGGAGAGAUCAUGGAUGCGUUGGGAGUUUGCGGCGGGCCGGCCAUCAUCGACAAGGUCUCAGGGAUCAAAGACUAG